UAACAGGGACCUGACGUCAUGACGUCACACACCCGGAUGUUUUCGAACGAUGUCAUGACGUUACACGGCUUCCUGUCUCCACCCGUCGGCAGCCAUGAUGGAAGGACUGGACGACGGACCAGACUUCCUCUCCGAAGAGGACCGCGGACCCAGGGCGGUCAACGUGGACCUCCAGACGGAUGCCACGCUGCAGGUGGACAUCUCCGACGCCCUGAGCGAGCGAGACAAGGUGAAGUUUACCGUGCACACCAAGAGCACGCUGCCCAACUUCAAGCAGAGCGAGUUCUCGGUGGUCCGCCAGCACGAGGAGUUUAUCUGGCUGCACGACUCCUUCGUGGAGAACGAGGACUACGCCGGCUACAUCAUACCGCCCGCCCCCCCCAGGCCGGACUUUGAUGCCUCCAGGGAGAAGCUGCAGAAGCUGGGCGAAGGCGAAGGUUCCAUGACCAAGGAGGAGUUCACCAAGAUGAAGCAGGAGCUGGAGGCAGAGUACCUGGCCAUCUUUAAAAAGACGGUGGCCAUGCACGAGGUAUUUCUGUGUCGAGUAGCGGCGCAUCCUGUCCUCCGCAAGGACCUCAACUUCCACGUCUUCCUGGAGUACAACCAGGACCUGAGUGUGCGAGGAAAAAACAAGAAGGAGAAGCUGGAGGACUUCUUCAAGAACGUGGUCAAGUCUGCCGACGGAGUCUUGGUGGCGGGCGUCAAGGACGUGGACGACUUCUUCGAGCAUGAGAAGACGUUCCUGCUGGAAUAUCACAACAGAGUUAAAGACGCCUCCGCCAAAUCUGACAGAAUGAUUCGCUCGCACAAGAACGCCGCUGACGACAUCAACAGGAUGGCGUCGUGUCUCUACGCGCUGGGCACGCAGGACUCCAGCGACUUAUGCAAGUUCUUCCUCAAGGUGUCUGAGCUCUUUGAGAAGACCAGGAAAAUCGAGGCACGGGUUGCGGCCGACGAAGACCUGAAGUUGGCCGACUUGUUGAAAUAUUACCUGCGGGAGUCGCAGGCCGCAAAGGACUUGCUCUACCGCAGGAGUCGAGCGCUGCUGGACUACGAGAGCGCCAACAAGGCUCUGGACAAAGCCCGCGCCAAGAACCGAGACGUCCUGCAGGCAGAGAGCAGCCAGCAGCUGUGCUGUCACAAAUUCGACAAGAUCUCCGACUCCGCCAAGCAAGAGCUCAUCGACUUCAAGACCAGGCGAGUGGCGGCGUUCAGGAAGAACCUGGUGGAGCUGGCAGAGUUGGAGCUCAAACACGCCAAGGGGAACCUCCAGCUGCUGCAGAGCUGCCUGGGGGUCCUGAAGGGUAACACUUAACCACGCCUCCUCCUCGGACACGCCCCUCCCCCCCCGGGACGAAAAAACGCCACCAGGAAGGAACAGGAAGUCUGUCAUCGUCAUCACUAACCACGCGAUGUCCCGUCCCACGGUCUAAUCGGAAUCAAUCUGCUUCAUCUUGUCUUCUGUGCUCUUACUUUAGCGGGUUCUUUGGUGUCGCUCAACUUCCUGUGCCACUUCGGCUUCCUUUUCUUAUUACUGUCACAGAAAAGAAUGGCCACCUAUGGUCUCUGUCUUUGUGGGAGGAGCCUCAGUCUCGGCCUUAAUGUCUGAAUUGUUUCACUCAUGUGACCAAAGCUUCCAUCCCUGCCAAGAUGGCAGCCACUUUUAUUAAAAAGUCAAACGUUUUUUUUUUUUUUUUUUUUUCACAAUAAAACACCUGUUUUCCCUUCAAAA
Messenger RNA from Nerophis ophidion (straightnose pipefish), 1732 nucleotides. RefSeq names its product sorting nexin 6 (gene snx6). The coding region runs from base 95 to 1315 and encodes 406 amino acids. Gene Ontology annotation, cellular component: endosome. Gene Ontology annotation, molecular function: phosphatidylinositol binding. The transcript has 14 exons. Lineage: Eukaryota; Metazoa; Chordata; Actinopteri; Syngnathiformes; Syngnathidae. The record is from RefSeq and is a predicted model, not a curated record.